AUGGUGAGAAGCUGUGGUAUGCUGUUCGUGGCUGUUGUCUUUCUGCCUCCACGGCAAAUUAUCGCUUUCGAGUGUCGGAAGCCGAGGUCUCUGCUCAUGCGACUGUUUCUCGAGUUGUUCGUACGAAGGAUUCUCCCGGUAAGGAAGCUACUGACGCAUCCGAAUUUGCGGAUUUCGAUCAUGCGAGUCCUUCGGAGAUGCAAAAGGCCUGUCUCCGGAUCAGAUCGCUGUCAGCUCGAUAUUGGAGUUCAGGAAGUCUCCCGCAAUAAAGACCGCAACCUCAGAAUAGGAUGUCAAGCAGUCGAGACCACCGCCCGUUGUCUCGAGAUCGACGCUUCCAAUGCGAUAUCGGAGACUGCGAAGCCAGCAGCUGCAGCUCCUGCCAAGAAGCGAGAGAAGCAGGAUUCCGAUGUCAUUCCCUACUCGCGGUCACCGAAGAGAGUGAAGCAUGAUGCCUUGUCUGGUUUGCCAUCAACCAUGGCGUUCGAUGCAACGACGGAAGCGGUUCUCAGCGAAUGCAAGGAUUCGUUCGAAGACACCGAUGUCACAGAAAUUGAUGACAGAGACGACGAGCGUGCGUUCGGAGAUCCUGAGGACUACUUCGCCGAGCUGUGA
Messenger RNA from Zymoseptoria tritici IPO323, 615 nucleotides. RefSeq lists its product as uncharacterized. NCBI's taxonomy places the organism in Eukaryota, Fungi, Ascomycota, Dothideomycetes, Mycosphaerellales, Mycosphaerellaceae. The transcript has a single exon. The coding region runs from base 1 to 615 and encodes 204 amino acids. The record is from RefSeq and is a predicted model, not a curated record.